This is a messenger RNA of Parathielavia appendiculata, 681 nucleotides long. RefSeq lists its product as uncharacterized. The annotation marks the transcript as partial. Lineage: Eukaryota; Fungi; Ascomycota; Sordariomycetes; Sordariales; Chaetomiaceae. The transcript has 2 exons. The record is from RefSeq and is a predicted model, not a curated record.
GAACGCCCAUUCUAUCCCCGUUGGCACAGAACCAAGCUGGCGUUGCUCUGGCUCUCACUGAUCGUUUCCGCCGUAAUCUUCGGCAUGGGAAUCACUAUUGGCAUGUUCAACGCCCCUUAUUACAUGGAUGGCGACGGCCCAGGACCCGCCGAGAUCGAGCUCAGCACUUCUGGCAGCGCAGCCGGCCUUGCCGUCGUGGUAACGACUUGUGAGUUCCUCAAGACGUUGCUGUCGCGUCGGCGCGAAGGGCUGCACCCCGGCGCUCUUGUCGCCUUCCACCUGAUCAUCUGGUUACUGGCUCUCGUCGCCACCGUCUCUGCCGCGAUCUACGAUACAGACAGUUACUUCUGGUACGACUACCCCCGGGCCGACCGCAGCGCGCUGCAGAGCCAGAGCCAGAUUUACCAGCAAGUCCUCCUUGGCUUCGACUGCACCCUUCUCGCCAUCCAUCUCAUCCUGUUUGUGGGAGCCUGUGUCGAAACGAACCGCCUCGAGAAAGCCAGGAAGAAGGUGGUCAUAGUCAGGGUGCCAGUCCCGGUCGCUGGUGCGUACCCGGGGGGCCCCCAUCCCGCCUUUGAUCCGCGUCGGUCCUUCGUGCCCCCCCCGGGUUGGCAGCCCGGGCAGUAUCCGGUCCCUCUUACGACCAAAAUACCGCAGCACGCCGAUGGCGGGACGGGACCG